Molecule: messenger RNA, 2391 nt
Organism: Sphenostylis stenocarpa
Lineage: Eukaryota; Viridiplantae; Streptophyta; Magnoliopsida; Fabales; Fabaceae
Source: the annotation of a GenBank genome assembly
AUGCCCUCCAAUUGCGACGGCCACGAGUUGCUCAAGGGUGGUGUGAGAUCUCCCGGCGGCACCGAGCAUUUCUCCGGCGAGAUGGGUUCUGGGCAGAUUGGCGGCGGCGGCGGAAACGGUGGUUGUUCUAACGGCGGCAGCGGGAGUUGUUGUGAUAUGAGUGUGAAGUGUUCGUGUAGGUGGAAAUUGGAGAACCAACAGUACUAUAAACGGUUAUUUUCUUCGGGUUUCGUUUUCUUCUUCGGGUGUUUUGUUUUGUUCGGAUCCAUUGCCAGCCUCUAUGGUUGGGUCGCUUUUUCCCCUUCAGUGCACACCGCUCUCUCCUCUUACGGUUGUCGUGACGACAAUGAGGGUUCUUGGUCUAUUGGGAUUUUCUAUGGUGACUCCCCUUUCUCUCUUAAACCCAUAGAAGCUGCGAAUGUUUCUAACGAUGAGAGUGCUGCUUGGCCUGUCGCCAAUCCUGCGGUGACGUGUGCUUCAGUUUCUGAUGCUGGUUUCCCUAGUAAUUUUGUUGCCGACCCUUUUCUUUUUAUUCAGGGAGAUACUUUUUACCUGUUCUAUGAGACAAAAAAUUCAAUCACGAUGCAAGGUGAUAUUGGAGUUUCAAAAAGUACUGAUAAGGGAGCAACAUGGCAACAGCUGGGAAUUGCCUUGAAUGAGGAUUGGCAUCUUUCUUAUCCGUAUGUCUUUGAGCAUGAUGGCCAGAUAUAUAUGAUGCCCGAGGGCAGCAAGAAGGGAGAUCUUCGUCUCUACCGUGCAGUUAACUUCCCUUUGCAGUGGAGUUUGGAAAAGGUUAUCAUAAAAAAGCCCCUUGUUGAUUCUUUUAUCAUCAAUCAUGGUGGGAGGUAUUGGCUUUUUGGCUCAGAUCAUAGUGGUUUUGGCUCCAAGAAAAAUGGGCAGUUGGAGAUUUGGUACGGCAAUUCACCUCUUGGUCCUUGGAAACCUCACAAGAAGAAUCCCAUUUAUAACAUUGACAAGAGCUUUGGAGCUCGCAAUGGAGGCAGGCCAUUUAAAUAUGAAGGAAAUCUUUAUCGUAUGGGUCAGGACUGUGGUGAUACAUAUGGGAGACGGGUGCGUGUUUUUAAGAUAGAAACUCUCACUAGUAAUGAAUACAAAGAAGUUGAAGUACCCUUAGGCUUUGUUGAGUCAAAGAAGGGUCGGAAUGCUUGGAAUGGUGCUCGACACCAUCACUUAGAUGUGCAACACCUGCCAUCUGGUGGCUGGGUUGGGGUCAUGGAUGGGGAUCGCGUUCCUUCUGGAGAUUCAGUCAGGCGAUUCACAGUUGGCUGUGCAUCUGUCGCAGUUGCUGCUAUACUCAUUGUACUAUUGGGUGUGCUACUUGGAUUUGUGAAUUGUAUUGUUCCUCUAAAUUGGUUCAUUCACAACUCUGGCAAAAGGAAUUUAACUAUCCUGUCUUGGGAAAGGUCAAAUAUUUUCUCUGCAAAGGUAAGGCGGUUUUGCAGCCGCCUGAAUCGGGCCCCAACAUUUCUACGAGGUAAGAUAAAGCAUAACGCCUGUGCUAGGAGGUUUAUUCUGUCCUUAGUAUUUGCUGUGGGGGUUGGAUUGAUGUGCAUUGGAGUGAAAAAUAUUUAUGGUGGUAAUGGUUCUGAAGAACCUUACCCGCUGAAAGGGCAAUAUUCCCAGUUCACAUUGUUAACAAUGACCUACGAUGCUCGACUCUGGAAUUUGAAAAUGUAUGUGAAACACUACUCAAGAUGCUCUUCGGUGCGGGAGAUAGUGGUGGUGUGGAACAAGGGAGUUCCUCCAAACUUGAGUGAUCUAGACUCUGCUGUUCCAGUAAGGAUCAGGGUAGAGGAAAAGAACUCCCUGAAUAAUCGGUUCAGGGCAGAUCCAUUGAUAAAGACACGAUCAGUCCUUGAGCUUGAUGACGACAUUAUGAUGCCAUGUGAUGAUAUCGAGCGUGGUUUUAACGUGUGGCGACAGCACCCUGAUCGGAUUGUUGGAUUCUAUCCUCGGCUCAUUGAGGGGAGCCCGUUAAAAUAUAGGGGAGAAAAAUAUGCUCGGUUGCAUAAAGGAUACAACAUGAUUCUUACUGGUGCAGCUUUUAUUGAUGCUCAAGUAGCUUUCAAGAGGUACUGGAGCAAGGAAUCAAAGCAAGGGAGGGAACUGGUGGACAAGUAUUUUAACUGUGAAGAUGUGUUAUUAAAUUACUUGUAUGCAAAUGCAAGCUCAUCAUCAAGGACUGUUGAUUAUGUGAAACCAGCUUGGGCAAUUGACACCUCAAAGUUUUCUGGUGCUGCUAUUAGCCGAAACACGAAUGUGCAUUAUCAGCUAAGAAGCCAGUGCCUGAUGAAAUUUUCAGAGAUGUAUGGAGGUUUAGAUGGUCGUAAAUGGGGAUUUGACAGUAGGAAAGAUGGUUGGGAUGUAUAG